This is a messenger RNA of Cinara cedri, 659 nucleotides long. The record is from the annotation of a GenBank genome assembly. Lineage: Eukaryota; Metazoa; Arthropoda; Insecta; Hemiptera; Aphididae.
AUGACAACAACUGAAAUCGCUGAAUCGACUACAAUGGGACAAAUGAUAGUUAAAUCUAAAGAAAAACUGGCUGAUAGAAUAAACGCACUUCAAGAUGAAUUAGAUCAAAGUUCAAAUUCAAUAAAAAGCAUUAAGUUAAUUGAGGGUGAUUCUUCUUUAAAAAGGCGAAAUCAACAUCAUCUAUUUGUGAUAGAAAAUCGAAAUGUUAAUGCUGUAUGUCAGGAAAUUGUAGAAAGCUUGGCUAAUUUUUUAUUACAACGAAUUGAUAUUAAUGAUAAGCUAGUACAUGUUCUAAAACCAUUUAUAAAUUUUAAACAAUUAUCUCAGGUUCAAUUAGAAGAAGUUCAUCAAAUUAUUGGAAGUGAUUUAGACACAACAAAACUACCAUUAGAGUAUGCAGAAGUACUAGAAUUAAAGGAAAUCGAACAUUUACGCAAAAUGUCGAUGACUAAAUUAGUAGAUUAUCUUGCAGCUUAUAUUUAAUUCAAGUAUUAAUAGUUAUUUCUAGAAUUCUUGUAGCAAAACAACACAAUGUAGACGUAGAACGUCUCAUAAGUACUAGUAAUAUUUUAAAAUCUUCAGAUCGUCUAAGUCUUCUUGUUGGAACAGAAAAUGAGUAUUUGUUCGUUCACUUUAACAUGCCACCGUUAACACUAUAG